This is a messenger RNA of Oncorhynchus tshawytscha (Chinook salmon), 1539 nucleotides long. RefSeq lists its product as uncharacterized. The transcript has 2 exons. Gene Ontology annotation, molecular function: metal ion binding; nucleic acid binding; hydrolase activity. Bases 167 to 1063 code for a protein of 298 amino acids. The record is from RefSeq and is a predicted model, not a curated record. NCBI's taxonomy places the organism in Eukaryota, Metazoa, Chordata, Actinopteri, Salmoniformes, Salmonidae.
CACACACACACACACACAUACAGUAUAAUCACUAUUAUGUGGGGCAUUCCAAUACAGGGGAUUUGCAUAGCCUAGCCUACCUAUGAACAGAGAUAGAGAGACUUUCAAUUUCAGAGACAAUUAUACUGACAGCUUCUACUGCACCACUUCGUGAGCACUCUUCUCCAUGGUUUCUUGCAUCAUAGCGCGAGCUCAGGCGUUGGCCUGGGUGUUAGUUCUGGUGAUGGUGGAGGCAGAGGUACAGGAGAACUACUCACCUGCGUGCCGCGAGUUCAUGUACAUGGGCACACCACCACUGGGACUUGAGAACAAAGCACUAAAGAAGAUUUGCCAGCGCUACAACGGCAAGCCACGUUUUGUGACCCUGUAUGACACCUUUGAUCACAUCCCCGUCUACUCUGCCUACACGUUCAAGCGCUCUGACGGCACCAAAAAGGUUGAUGUGCCCUGGAUGUACGAGCCACAGCUCGCCACAGUGUCUGAUUUUGGGGAGAUGCAACCCUUUCCUCAAGGCGACCUCCAUCGCAGUUUUGAGGAUGCCCAAGCAGUGCUGGAAGACUACUCCAACACAGUGAACUUUGAGCGUGGCCACCUAAACCCUGACGAGCACCAGUCUGACCCCAAUGACAAGGCAGCCACCUACACCCUGACCAACGUGGUCCCUCAGGUCCGGGAGUUCAACAUCGGCCCCUGGAAGACCCACGAGCACACCAUACGCCGCCGCCUCAACAACUACUGCCGCGGCACCGCCUACAUGGUCACUGGUGUCACCACCUCAGGGAACAUGAUCCGCCGCCACAACAUUGACCGUGUGGCCGUUCCCACCUACCUGUGGUCAGCUUACUGCUGCAUCGACUACGACCGCAACACGCCCUUUGAGGAGCGCACCAAGUUCCCAGCCUACGCGGCCCACGGUCUCAAUGAGAAAGAGAGGCCUGAGGUGCUGGAGAUGUCUGUUCAACAGCUGGAGAACUUCCUCAAGAGUGUCACCUUUGUGGACAAGACCUUUCAGAUCUUCUAUGAUAACUGUGUAUCCCCUGAUAAUGGCCUGCACAUGACUUGACACUAUACAAACAAUUAUGUGUAGCGUAAUUUACUUAAACUAUAAUGUAUUCAAAAAGGAAGUGAAUCUGAUGUGUUGUCUUACAUGAAUGCUUACGGUUUGCUUCACCCUUCUUCAAUUAUUUUCUCUCAGCACGCAUAUAUCACAGUAACCUACAUGAUCGCUCGCCUCAUAUAUCGAAUAUGUAGCCUGCAAGAAACAACAUAUUUUACAAAUACAUUAAAGCAAUCCAAGUAAUGGCAAUUGACAAUCCGUUUGCCUACUUAUAAACCCUUUAUAAACCAGUUAAUCAUAUAAACCAGCAAAGGUUUUACGUGGCAGAUUUAUAUAUAUUUUUUUUUAAAGAUCCCAGUUCUGACUGACACAUGUUUUUGCAUGUAAAGCUUCCUCAGCUUUUUAAAAUCCUACUUUCUCCAAUGACGUUCAAUCAUGUGCACAAGCCCCUUGUUUCUUGAUGAAUAAAGACUUUCACUCAA